This is a messenger RNA of Mercenaria mercenaria, 1233 nucleotides long. Its product is annotated as short-chain collagen C4-like. The coding region runs from base 336 to 1112 and encodes 258 amino acids. NCBI's taxonomy places the organism in Eukaryota, Metazoa, Mollusca, Bivalvia, Venerida, Veneridae. The record is from RefSeq and is a predicted model, not a curated record. The transcript has 3 exons.
GCUCCGAUACAAUGUAUAUAAACAUGAAUUCAAAGUUGAUCAUCGGAGGACAGAGGAGGCAACCACAAGAUAUUAUUGCUACUGUAAGAUGAAAAUAAAUGUACCUGUAAAAUCAGAAAAGAUCUUUUUAAUUUUUCCUAAUGUUAACUGUAAAACACUGACCUCUGUGACAGCCUAAAUUUUACCUUAAUUAUCCUUGAUCAUGUUCAACACAAAAUUACCAAUUACUCUUUAAUUACAUACCAAUUACUAACUUGCAUCUCAAUUAUGAUAACAGUUUAUCUCAGUAACUAGCUGAAUUUAAACAUAAACUGUUAAAUACUUUUACUCAUAAAAUGCUAUCAUUAACAAUGGCUAGACAUAGGAUGCUAACUUUCCUAUCCAUCCUGCUAAUUCUGCAAAAUUUAGGCCUGGGACAGUAUGAAGAGCCAGAGUGUGUUUCAAGUUUUCACUCUAACUAUCACAUGUUACAGAAGAUAGUACAGCUGGAACAGAAACUGAUCAACCUUGAAGCAGAAAACACCAAACAACAACAUCUAAUAGACAGGAUGACAACAGAAGGAGCUGGCUCAGUGUAUGUGAGAUGGGGAAGGAAUAGUUGUCCUCAAGAUGCAACCCUCGUUUAUAAAGGCUAUACUGGAGGUAAAUACUACAAUGAAGCAGGCAGUGGGAGUGACACGCUGUGUCUACCAUCUGAUCCAACAUGGUCUAAUUACACUGAUGGAAAUGCUAGCUGUUGCCGAGGACAUGUCUACGGAUCUGAGAUACAUGUGGAGGAACCAAGCAAGAUAUUCCCAUAUAAGGUUCGUACACAAGAUAUGCCUUGUGCUGUGUGUAAGACUUUGAAAUCCACAACACUCAUGGUUCCGGCCAGGUCAAACUGCUAUCCCGACUGGAAACUGGAAUAUACCGGAUAUAUCAUGGCUAAUCACUAUGUUCAUGCAGGACCACACAACCAUAUCUGUGUGGACAGUCAACCCGAGUUUGUUCCUAAUGGUGGUGAAUAUAAAUUACAUCAUUUAUUAUAUCUCAUGGAAGCCCAGUGUGGUUCACUACCGUGCCCGCCUUACGUUCAAGGUCGUGAACUAGCCUGUGUUGUCUGUUCUUUAUAAUCAAACAAUACAUGCAGACAAAAAAACAACAUUUAAAAGCUGCUUUUUUGAGUGCAGUUUUCUAGCUUAUUACCUGUGGCAAAGUUUUGGUUAAUCAACAAACUCUUAAUAUAAAGCACGA